AAAAUACUAAUCUAAGACUAAAAAACGAUGCAUUGGGAACCGAGAUUGUCAAUUUAAAAUCUAAAAAUGCUGUGCUUCAAGAAGCCCAUUUAAACUUAUUGUCAAAACAUGCUACCCUCGAAUCGGAACACGUAUACCUUAAAUUACUGUUCAGAGCUCCAAAAAUACAAACGGAUCUCACAUUAAAGUACUCUGUUUUACAAAAAGAACUUGCCAAGUUACAACAUGAGAAGGUAAAAAACGAAGAAGAAAUUAAAAGAUUAAAAAUAGAAAUUAAUGAAACAAUCGCUACUAGAAAUCAAGUCGAGGAAAGAAAAGCGUGA
Messenger RNA from Dentiscutata erythropus, 323 nucleotides. NCBI's taxonomy places the organism in Eukaryota, Fungi, Glomeromycota, Glomeromycetes, Diversisporales, Gigasporaceae. The record is from the annotation of a GenBank genome assembly.